Messenger RNA from Aureobasidium musti, 1860 nucleotides. The record is from the annotation of a GenBank genome assembly. Lineage: Eukaryota; Fungi; Ascomycota; Dothideomycetes; Dothideales; Saccotheciaceae.
AUGUCGGACGUCGAGAAGAUGAUGGGUGGCUACUCCCAGCUCACCAACCACAACAUUCGCAGCUUUCUCUGGAGAGGUGUCUCUGUCUCGGUCAAGGAUCGCCAGACCCACGAAGACAAGCCUAUCCUGAACAACGUCAGCGGCAUUGUUUACGCUGGCGAGUUGAUGGCCGUCAUGGGUCCUUCUGGUUCUGGCAAAUCAACUCUUUUGAAUGUGCUUGCCAACCGCGUCCCUGCUAAGGAUGCUCACGCUCAGUCAGAUGUCUUCCUCAACGGCCGCCCGGCCGAGUGUGAGACUAUGCGCAAGAUCAGUUGCUACGUCGAGCAGGAAGACGCCCUUGUCGGCUCACUAACUGUCAGAGAGACUCUAAUGUUUGCUGCUCGUCUCUCUUUGCCCAAGAGCAUCAGCGCCCAGGAGCGCAUCGCUCGUGUUGAGGCACUCAUCAACUCUUUCGGUCUCAACGGUCAAGCUAACACAUUGGUCGGUACACCUAUCAGAAAGGGUAUCUCUGGUGGUCAGAAGCGUCGUGUCAGUGUUGCCAACCAGCUCAUCACCAGCCCCAAGAUCCUUUUCUUGGACGAACCUACUUCUGGUCUGGACUCAGCAGCCGCCUUUGAGGUCAUUGCUUUCGUCAAGGAAGUGGCUAAGAAGCACAACCCCUCUACCUCGACAUUUGCAAUGUUCGACAAACUCCUUCUUCUCUCGCAUGGCAACACAGCAUACAGUGGACCAGUUAAGGACGUCCAAUCUUUCUUUGACGCAUGCGGCUUCCCCAUUNNCCCCCUCUACAUGAACCCUGCCGAGUUCAUCAUCGACUUCGUGAACACGGACUUUGCUCACAAUAGAACUGAAGUAAGCACCCAAUUCGAGAUGGUCACUGGAACCUGGCAGCGCUCUGGCCUUCACGCAGAGAAGUUGAGCACAAUCGCUCGCGAGAUUGCCCACGGCGACCCUUCGCCUCAGGAAACCAACAACAACGAUAAGAUCGGUGCUCCUUGGUCUACUGUCGUGCUUGCGCUUAUUCAUCGCAACUUCAUCAAGUCGUACCGUGAUAUCAUCGCCUACGGCAUUCGUAUUGCCAUGUAUAUGGGUCUGGCUGUCAUGAUGGGCACUGUUUGGCUGCGUCUGGAUCCUUCGCAGGACAACUUGCAAGCUUUCACCAAUGCCAUCUUCUUUGGAGGUGCUUUCAUGUCCUUCAUGGCCGUCGCCUACAUUCCUGCCUACCUCGAGGACCGCGCCAUUUUCAUGAAGGAGCGUGCCAACGGCCUCUACGGACCCACGUCUUUCCUUGUUAGCAACUUCUUGACCGGUCUGCCCUACCUCUUCAUCAUCACGUUCCUCUUCAGUGUCGUCGUCUACUGGCUUAGCAACUUCCGCAACACUGCUGGCGGCUUCUGGACUUGGGUCAUGUGGCUCUUCCUCGACUUGAUCGCCGCCGAGUCUCUGGUCAUCUUCAUCACCAGUCUCGUACCCAUCUUUGUUGUCGCUCUUGCCGCCACUGCUUUCGCCAACGGACUUUGGAUGUGCACUAUGGGCUUCAUGGUCCGCCCUGCUGAUCUCAACCCCUUCUGGCGCUACGUCUUCCAUUACAUCGACUAUCAGAGCUACGUCUUCGAGGGCAUGAUGGUCAACGAGUUUGCUCACAGAAACUACACUUGCGCCCACGAUGCCAAUGACAAGCCCACCAUUUGUGCCUACGAGUCUCCCUUGAACAAGGAGGGCUUGAUUCCUGGCACUGCUCUGCUUGACACCUAUGGCUACAAGACUGGCAAGACUGGUCAGUACAUUGGUAUCUUGUUGGCCAUCAUCGUGGUCUACAGAUUCCUUGGCUGGUUCGUGCUGUACGUGCGCCGCACUUGA